AUGUUCCUCCAGUACAAGAGCUCUGAACCACAUCGCACACCCCCCAAGAGUGUGGCAAAGAAGCAUUCUCGCCCCUACCUCACCGUGCAUGCCUUCACAUCUCCUCCACAUCCCCUCCCCUCCACAUCCCCUCCCCUCCACAUCCCCUCCCCUCCACAUCCCCUCCCCUCCACAGCCCCUCCCCUCUAUAUCCCCUCCCCUCCACGUCCCCUCCCCUCCACAUCCCCUCCCCUCUACAUCCCCUCCCCUCCACGUCCCUCCCAUCCACGUCCCCUCCCCUCCACAUCCGCUCCCCUCCACAUCCUCUCCCCUCUGCCUGCCCUGACUGCAUGCAGAGACCUCUGCAUCAAUCAGCUCACCUCCAUGCCUUCUACCAUCAGUGCCUUCUGCGAGCAUCUUUCCAUGGCUCACAACCAGCUUCAAGGUCCCCUUCCUUCUGCCCUCGUUUCCGACAAUCUCUGGACUCUGUAA
Molecule: messenger RNA, 471 nt
Organism: Closterium sp. Naga37s-1
Lineage: Eukaryota; Viridiplantae; Streptophyta; Zygnematophyceae; Desmidiales; Closteriaceae
Source: the annotation of a GenBank genome assembly